GAAGCGCGAGCGCCGGCGCCGCCGUCAGAGCCGAGCGGCCACAGCGAGCCCGCGGCUCCGCUCCGCUCCGCUCCGCGCCCGCCCGGCUCCCGGCCGUCCUCGGCCGCCGCCCGCGCCCCCCGCGGCAGGAGGCGGCGAGGGACCAUGGCUGACGUCUUCCCGGCCGCCGAGCCGGCGGCGCCGCAGGACGUGGCCAACCGCUUCGCCCGCAAAGGGGCGCUGAGGCAGAAGAACGUGCACGAGGUGAAGAACCACCGCUUCAUCGCGCGCUUCUUCAAGCAGCCCACCUUCUGCAGCCACUGCACCGACUUCAUCUGGGGGUUUGGGAAACAAGGCUUCCAGUGCCAAGUUUGCUGUUUUGUGGUUCACAAGCGGUGCCAUGAAUUUGUUACUUUUUCUUGUCCGGGGGCGGAUAAAGGACCGGACACAGAUGACCCGAGGAGCAAGCACAAGUUCAAGAUCCACACGUACGGCAGCCCCACCUUCUGUGAUCACUGCGGCUCCCUGCUCUACGGACUCAUCCACCAGGGGAUGAAAUGUGACACCUGUGAUAUGAACGUGCACAAGCAGUGCGUGGUCAACGUGCCCAGCCUCUGCGGGAUGGACCACACGGAGAAGAGGGGCCGCAUCUACCUGAAGGCCGAGGUCACGGAUGAAAAGCUGCACGUCGCAGUACGAGACGCGAAAAACCUAAUCCCUAUGGAUCCAAAUGGGCUUUCAGAUCCUUAUGUGAAGCUGAAACUUAUUCCUGACCCCAAGAACGAGAGCAAACAGAAAACCAAGACCAUUCGCUCGACGCUGAACCCCCGGUGGGACGAGUCCUUCACGUUCAAAUUAAAACCUUCUGAUAAAGACCGGCGACUGUCUGUGGAGAUCUGGGACUGGGAUCGAACCACACGGAAUGACUUCAUGGGGUCCCUUUCCUUUGGGGUCUCGGAGCUGAUGAAGAUGCCGGCCAGCGGAUGGUACAAGCUGCUGAACCAGGAGGAGGGCGAGUACUACAACGUGCCGAUCCCCGAAGGCGACGAGGAAGGCAACGUGGAGCUCAGGCAGAAAUUCGAGAAAGCCAAGCUUGGCCCUGCCGGCAACAAAGUCAUCAGUCCCUCCGAGGACAGGAGACAGCCUUCCAACAACCUGGACAGAGUGAAGCUCACGGACUUCAACUUCCUCAUGGUGCUGGGCAAAGGCAGCUUUGGGAAGGUGAUGCUGGCCGACCGGAAGGGGACCGAGGAGCUGUACGCCAUCAAGAUCCUGAAGAAGGACGUGGUCAUCCAGGAUGACGAUGUGGAAUGCACCAUGGUGGAGAAGCGGGUGCUGGCCCUGCUCGACAAGCCACCGUUCCUGACGCAGCUGCACUCCUGCUUCCAGACAGUGGACCGGCUGUACUUCGUCAUGGAGUACGUCAACGGCGGAGACCUCAUGUACCACAUCCAGCAGGUCGGGAAGUUCAAGGAGCCGCAAGCAGUGUUCUAUGCGGCAGAGAUUUCCAUCGGGCUGUUCUUUCUUCAUAAAAGAGGAAUCAUUUAUCGGGACCUGAAGUUAGACAACGUCAUGCUGGACUCGGAAGGACACAUUAAGAUCGCGGACUUCGGGAUGUGCAAGGAGCACAUGAUGGACGGCGUCACGACCAGAACCUUCUGUGGGACCCCCGACUACAUCGCCCCGGAGAUAAUCGCCUAUCAGCCGUACGGGAAGUCCGUGGACUGGUGGGCCUAUGGCGUCCUGUUGUACGAGAUGCUGGCCGGGCAGCCUCCGUUCGACGGCGAGGACGAGGACGAACUGUUCCAGUCCAUCAUGGAGCACAACGUCUCAUACCCCAAGUCCUUGUCCAAGGAGGCCGUGUCCAUCUGCAAAGGGCUGAUGACCAAGCACCCCGGGAAGCGGCUGGGCUGCGGGCCCGAGGGCGAGCGGGACGUGCGGGAGCAUGCCUUCUUCCGGAGGAUCGACUGGGAGAAGCUGGAGAACCGCGAGAUCCAGCCACCCUUCAAGCCCAAAGUGACUUUCUGCACCAAAAUGCACUGGCUUCAGUGGGCGUCCAGGCCUUCGUGCGGCAAAGGAGCAGAGAACUUUGACAAGUUCUUCACGCGAGGGCAGCCUGUCUUGACGCCGCCCGACCAGCUGGUCAUCGCUAACAUCGACCAGUCUGAUUUUGAAGGCUUCUCAUACGUCAACCCCCAGUUCGUGCACCCCAUCCUGCAGAGCGCGGUGGAGGCCUGAAAACUGUAGGGUGGUUGUCCCCGCGCGCUCGGCUGCGUCAUCUCAGCGGAAGAUGACGUCACGUCAGCAUCCGCUUUACGUAGAGGUGACAUCUGGCGGGGGUUUGACCCUUCCUGGAAAGCAAACAGACUCUGGCCCCAUUUUUUUUUUUUUUUUUUGGUACUGUUUGAUGUGUUUCCCAAACCCUCUGUUGAUUUUCACCAUCCAGAUUUCCCGAUCAGAGAUGUUCAAAUGAACCCACACAGUCUAGGGGGCCGGAAACACCUCCACCCACCACGUCUUUGGAAUAAAAGAAUGGGGGUCCCAGAGUGAAAGCGAGGCAGGACUUGGGGGUUGGGGGGGGGGCGCUUCAGAAAACCCGCCGCUUGUGUCCUCUGCCUCCAUGGACACUGUCCCCAGAACCCGAGAGGCUGGGAGAAGUCUAAUCCAGUUUGCAAGCUCACUGCUCCCAGGCGCUGACGGUUGUAACCCGCUCAUGGUUUUCCUACUGCGGUCACUGGUUUAGAAAAAGAGGAAGAGAACCCUAGAUGGGUGUUGGGGGUAUUUGUCAUCUUGUACCCGACUUGGUUGAUAACUGUUUUGCUACUUGCAUUUCUUUUUAAGAGGCCAAAUCUUCUAAGGAAUCCGCUAAAAGAGCACAAGAAAUCAGAUCAAGGACAGACCAGUGUGUGUGCGUGUGUGUGUGUGUGUGUGAGAGAGAGAGACAUUCAUAGUCUCCGGGAGAUGACUCUGGUCCAGGGUGCCAUCAGCCAUCAUGCCACUACUCAGUGUUGUUAGCCAACCCCGCCCACACACUGCCGUUUCACUGCCUGCUGCCUGGGGAGUGGAAGCGUGCGCCCCAGCCCUUUUGUACUUAUUUAUUGAACCGGUUGUGGUGUCCACGAGAGUACGAUGUACAGUCAGCUCACCCAGUGUGGCUCCAGCCGCAGCCCCAGGGCCCAGUCCCCCCGUCCCCGUCCGCUGAGAUGAGCAGCAGUACAGUUUCGGUCCCUCCAUGUGUCAUGUCGAGUGACGCGCCUGGCGCUGCAGAGUCAGGAAACCUGGAUGCCUAUCAGCUCAGAGAGGCUUUAUUGCUGGAAGGAUUUUAAUAUGUUUUGCAAAUGCAUCAUGCAAUGAACUUUGCAUGUUUAUAAUAAACAAUAACAAGUGAAUCUAUAUUAUUGAUAUAAUCGUAUAAAGUAUAAAGAGAGUAUUAUAAUAAUUUUAUAAGACACGACUGUGCUAUAUUUGUGAAGGCUCUUGUUUCUAACUCGCUUCUCUGGUUAAGUUUUAGCUUCCUUCCCCUUGCAGAGCUUCCUCUUCCGCACCCCCGCUCUGUGUGUGCCCUGCCUUGGCACUACUGCAGCUUUAUUAAUUUUUUAUUGCAGUAGAUCUAAUUUUGAAAGUGAAUGGCUACUUUACAUGAUCAAUAAGGCAUAUAUAUGUAUAAAUACUUAAUUCUACCUGCAAACAGAAGUUUUAGUUUUGUCUGGGAGAUAAUGUUGAGGUGAGACCCCCUGCCCUUGGCCUCCGAGCACCAUCUGUGCCCUGGUCCUGUGUCACUCUCCCUCCUGGGGCUGCGGGGACCUUCCAGCUCCAGGGGGCCCAGGCCACGGGUGCCGCUGUGGCGUCAUCACGGUCCCAGGCCAGACUUGCUUUGUCUGAUCCGUUCUCUCCUGCAGCCUAGCUGCUGCUAGUGACACGGGAAGCCCUUCCUGACGUGGGUGCGUGGACGCCCUGGGAGCGUGCCAGCCCUGGCACAACCCACCAUCCGCUCCACACCUGCAGACAGCGAGGCCAGGCCUGAGCGGUCCGCAGACGCUCUUGGGAGGCCGGGCACUCUCUCCAGGCCUUGAGGGGAGCACACCUGUGAGACAGCGUCACGGCGAGGGCCUGGGGGGAGCCGGCCGCCAACAGCAGGAAGAGCGUUUUGAAGGACGUGGUUGUCAGUCCUCACGGGGGUGCUCUGUUCCCCAUUGUUCCCCAAAGUGUCUCCCAGUGACAUGUCUUCUCAUUUUUACGUUCUGGCUCUUUCCUGAUUCUCAGCUGGCACACCACCCCUGAGGGGCCUUAAGAGACGAGAGGCCUCGCCCGUCCUGGGAACUUGUGAUUGGAGGAGGUGGCAGGUAGGAAAGAGGUUAGACCAGGUUAGACCAGCAAAGAGGAGCUUCUUCGGCCACCGUUGCUGGACUGUGGGCCCCCGUGGGGGGUCUGUGCAGGUCUGGCCCAUCUUCCCCAAUACCUCAUUUGGUCUGAUGGAAAGAGACCCAGGUAUAGAGAGAACCCAAGAAACAGAGCCAGUCACCCUGCCCUGGAGUGGAGCGACCCCAGGACGGGUCCCUAGGCAGGCGCCUGGCGAGGGGAGGGCAGUCCAGGAUGGCGGCUCUGACCGACCGAGAGCUCCCCAGCAAGCGCUGAGCCGGGGAAGCCGCUCUGUCCUCCCGUGGCCAACACGCUUCCAAGUAGUCCCUCUUUCUCUGGAACCUUGCUCCGCAUCCCAGCUGGCUUCCAUCCUUUCUGAACGUGCGGAAACCCCCGUGUGGGGCCAGCCCUGCGGAAGUGGCUAUGGGCUUGAGGACAGACUUGGGGGAAACCGGGGAAGAUGAGGGUCAGCGGAGGGUCACCGUGGUGGGGCGUGUCGGUGCGUGGCUGUGCCCUGAAUUUAGAUCAAAGCUGAUGCUUUUUAAGAAACUGAGCAUCCCACGAUAGUUCUGUUGAAAGUACACGCCAUGUAGGUGACGGUUAGCAGAGUGGAUUGAACCAAUGUUCUGUGGAUUCACCUCUUCAUGGGGGUCUGGUAAAAUUAAGCCCAGGGAGGAGCUGCCAAGGGUUGGAAUAAGGAGGAGGCCUCAAGGGGUCAGGCCCCUGAGCAACCCUGGAAGGACCGGGCAGUAUCCCUGGGGCCUGUGGGCCCAGCAGCAGCAGGACCUGGGGGAAUCCAGACCCCGUGGCUCCAGAGGCCAUUCAGAAUGUUGCGUGCCUUUCCUGCUGGAGGCGGCCGCUGGGGCGGGAUGGUCCUGUGAGGCUGCAGGCCCGCGGGGAGGGGGUGGCCCCUCCUCUUGGCAUCUUGUUUAAACCCACAGGGGCCUGGUUUGAGGAAGCACCUGGAGUGCGCGGCCUGCAGAGGUUCCCGGGAGGUCCGUGCGGGCCAGGAGGUCGCAGGGAGCCCCAGGUCCGGGCGAUGGCUCUUGUCACAUCUGCGUGUGCGCCCCCAUGACUGAGCUCACCGUCCCGCAGGAUCAUUGCCCGCUGUGUCCUCGGAGGGAGGUGUGUUAGGCUUUCUUAUCAGGAAUUUGGGAGAAAAUCAGAGGGUGAAGAGGUCUUUGGAAACCCGGGCUGAGAAGAUCGGAUGGAAGACCCCGAGGACCCAGGUUGAUGUGCACUGUGGAUGAGCACGGUCUGUGGUGGGGCACGGGGACGCAGGGGACGGGCCCCGAGGGCCCCUGCUGCGCUCUGGGCCGGGAGAGGUCGUGGGAGGGGGCCGAGGGGUCCAGGCAAGGGUGGGCUUGGGCGCAGAAGGACUGACGGACGCCCGCAGCAGGAGGAAGCCGGGAAGUGGGGAGAGCCCCUGGGAGGGCGUAGCUAUUCCCGGAGGCUUGAGAGCGCGUUUGCUGCUCCUGCCCCCAGAGCGUCCAAGCCCCUCACCCUGUGAAGGGGCUCCCCGCUCUGGGUAGGGCCCGAGUGUCCUGCAGGCGGGCCGACACCCGCUUUCCCCAGUGGCUUCCUGCAGCCCGGGGCGGGGGUGGGCAGACAGGGCAAAAUCGCUGGACUUCGCAGGCGCCCUACACACCCAGGGCACCGAGCAGAAGUCUGAGUGUAUUGCUGGGGGUGGUUCCUCAGAGCUGCAGGAAGGCAGAGUGGGGGCCGUCCGGUUUUAAAGCCCCAGAAAGGAAGCGUCCCGUGUCGGGCACCUUCUCACUGCCGUCUGGUGCAGUCACCUCUUCUCAUCCACCGCCUCCUGCUUCUCGAAGCCCCACAGGGACAGCCACGUCUGUUCUCCUGCCAGGGGCCCGAAACAUCCUCAUGGCCCUGGCACCGGGUAGGGAACCGGAGAUGACUCUUGGGAUCCGGGGAGCAGGGGAGAAAAGGUCCCCUGGCUGGUAGUCACCACGCUGGAAUCUAACAGGGAGUGUUGGGAGAUGUCUUUUAAAACCUUUUCCUUGAGUUACUUGGGUUUACUUUAUGAAAUAUAGUGACUGUCAGCGUUCCUACCGUUUCCCGUUUGGGCAGAGGCAGCCAUCCAACAAAGCUGUGUCUGCUGUUAGAAAAGUCACCUGCGUCACACUUGGGGGAAGGCAGCCAUAGAGAAACGACGCGGCCACGAUUCUGUUAAUCCUGUAAUGUCGGGGCCCUCAGGAGGGUUCAAAGCUGAGAUUAGGACCCCAGUGCCUCUGAUCUGUGUGAUCAGCCGAUAGUUAAUAAUUGUGUGUGUCCAACUCAGUCAUCAAACAGCCUUAUGAUAACCCGCACUAUGGCCCACAGGCUCCAAAGACUUUUUGAAACCUUAUGGAAAAAACUAAUUUGUUCAUUCCAACAGAACAUCUGAAUAUACUGGGCUAUUUGUACUUUUUUAUAGAGAACUUUAAUAAAUCAAUUCUUCUUUAAAAUGAGUUUUUAAAAUAAAACUCAUUUAAUUUUAAAAUGAGUUCAUAAGAUUUCAUAAGAUCCCAAUGAUUCCAAUGAUUUCAUGAGAUCCCAAUCACUAGGAGCCUGUAGGACUCAGCUGGGGUGGGCCACCUGGAGUGCCCCAGACCUGCACUCUGCUGCAGGGUUGUCUCCCGCUAGCGGGGUAUGGUGGCCCCCUCACAGUGACUGGAAGUCCAGAUGGGACGUGUUGGAAGAAUGAUGUCCCUGAUGUUUUUAAUAGACAGUGGGCACCACUGUCUAAAGUCUGAAAACUCUGGACCACGAGAAAGAAGCUUUCUGUUCUCUGUACAGAUGUAGCUCCAGGAUUGGGGGGGGUCCCUGGGGCCCCUUUUCUUGCUCCUCAAGGCUCUGCAGCCACCUUUUGGCCUGGGAGGGGGUGUUUCCUCUGCUCUGUCUCCCGUCCCUAGGGUCCCCAGGUCUCAGUUAUUUGGGAAAAGUUCAGUGAUGCAGUGUAAGAAUGUGUGCAGUUCUUGGGGUCUCCCCGAGCAGGCAGCUCAGAACUGCUCCAACAUCCAGAGAAAAGCGGCAAGCGUGCCCAUCAGCAUCACCUCUCGUGUGAGCAGACAGGACCCCUGUUUGUCAGAAAAACCCCUGUUUGUCAGAAAAACCCGUUUGUCAGAAAACAGUAUCAAGUCUACUUUCUAAGAACAUUUUUCUAAAAUAAGACAAAAGGUGGCAUCGCAUCUUCUGAUUAGACAACUGUGUCCUCGUCUCCUCAGCUUCACUCCAGGAGGUUUUAUUCCUGUGACUGUUGGUGGACUUUUGUUGAUACUCUCCCUGGGAAAAUGUGAUUCUUUUCUCGAGGGUUCUAUUCAAAAUCAUCCAUGAAGGCUGUGAUUCUUCUGAGUCUAAAAAUUCACCUCCUAUCUCCUCUAUUAGACUCUUUCAGAAUAUCUUUUAUAGAUGAUCAGAAACGUUUGAAAUCAUUGCUUUUGCUCUCGUUGGGGGGAGGGUUGAAGGACACACCAGGUUUAAAUCAUUAAUUGAAAACCAUCCUGUGUCAAUCAGACCCCAAAUCUGUGUGGAGGAGGCAGGGUUGGCGGGUGCGGUUUCCCUUCUGUAUGAGCACCUGCCUACUGAUGACGGGUGAAGGCUGUUCAGCUGUCUGGUCAUGUUUGGUUUAUCGUGACCGAGACGGGUGUGCAAACUGCUGCCUUGCUCUAACACUGUCCCCUCUGAUCUCCGUUUGCAUGAUGUGCUCUGUUAGAUACAUUAACUGUAGUUUGGAAGCCCGUGUGUUCGAAUAAAGACAAUGACCAUC
Bubalus bubalis (water buffalo) is the source of this 8104-nucleotide messenger RNA. RefSeq names its product protein kinase C alpha (gene PRKCA). Gene Ontology annotation, molecular function: diacylglycerol-dependent serine/threonine kinase activity; zinc ion binding; ATP binding. NCBI's taxonomy places the organism in Eukaryota, Metazoa, Chordata, Mammalia, Artiodactyla, Bovidae. Gene Ontology annotation, biological process: protein phosphorylation. The transcript is spliced from 19 exons. The record is from RefSeq and is a predicted model, not a curated record. Bases 145 to 2217 code for a protein of 690 amino acids.